AUGCAACACGAGCCGAUUCUCCUUCCCUUGCCCAAAGAGGGAGAUCGGUUGCAAACGCUGAAUCGGUUUCACAAGUUGAACUAUCGUUGGGAAAUUUCAUGGUCGGGGGGCAUCAUCUGCCCAGUUCUCAAAAUCCACCCUGUUGUUGUAGCCGAUAUCGGUGACAUGAAAUUCGGACAAGACUUUGAAAGUCCACUGCCUUUUCUCCGUUUUCAUCUUGGCAGCGAUGCGACCCAGUGGCUUAUCAACCACCCACACGGACUUGAUACGCACAACAUUCGCAAGCUCGAACUCUUUUUGAAUGAUAUGGGAAACAAAGUUGCAAAGGGGCGCACAACUGCCAUCAUUGGGCAGAUGUUGCUACGCCGCCUUUGUGCGGUGCAGCUUGGCCCGGUCAUGUUCCUGGUUGAGGCUACGGAUACAACUAUAAAUCCUCUACGUUUGUCAAAUGCGUGCCUUCGUGCGACGAAUGAACUGGUUGAGGACUUUGAAAAGUUUGACAACCUCUACGACGACGACGACAAUGUGUGUUUCGACAGGGAUGGAGUCACCCCCCGAGACGAGGACUGA
Seminavis robusta is the source of this 570-nucleotide messenger RNA. The record is from the annotation of a GenBank genome assembly. Lineage: Eukaryota; Bacillariophyta; Bacillariophyceae; Naviculales; Naviculaceae.